AUUUUAAGUAUUCUGUACAUCACAUCUGUUACAUCAUAGCGAGGAUUCUUUUUUCAAGAUUUUAAUUUCAGAAUCUUUAGACCUCGCUGUUUAUCUACUGUACCAAUUUAUCGCUAAAUACAGUAACAAAAUUUUAAAAUGAGUGCCUGGAGACAAGCGGGUUUAAAUUACAUAAACUACUCAAACAUUGCCGCUAAGAUUUUGAGGAGAUCUCUGAAGCCGCAACUCCGAACGGAGGCAUUGCGUCGCGAUGAAUCCCACGUUCGUAUAACACCCUGGGCUAAUGGCAAACCAGCUCAUGAGAAAGACUAAACUUCAGGUAUCUUCAAAAUGCUGCGGCUAAGUAGACUGAAGAAGGAUGAAAUCGCCAUUAUAUUUUAGUCAUAUUUAAAUAAAUCUUGGUUUCAAAUGUUACUCUA
Messenger RNA from Colias croceus (clouded yellow), 419 nucleotides. RefSeq names its product protein stunted-like (gene sun). Gene Ontology annotation, biological process: proton motive force-driven mitochondrial ATP synthesis. Lineage: Eukaryota; Metazoa; Arthropoda; Insecta; Lepidoptera; Pieridae. The record is from RefSeq and is a predicted model, not a curated record. Gene Ontology annotation, cellular component: mitochondrial inner membrane. Bases 139 to 312 code for a protein of 57 amino acids. Gene Ontology annotation, molecular function: proton-transporting ATP synthase activity, rotational mechanism. The transcript is spliced from 4 exons.